AAAUAUAAUACUUAUAUAAACUUAAAAGCAAACCAAUUUAAAGUAAAAUAAAAUCAAAUUUACACUAAAAUUUCUCAAAGUGUUGAAAAGAGCAACUCGCGGCUUUGCAAACAAAGUGAGCAACAAUAUGACGCAGCUUAGAAUAUUGGCAUUUCUUACCUUCUACUACGUACUAUUUAUCGCACUCGCACACGCUUAUCCGGCGCCAGCUGUGGUGACGCAGCCCAAAGUUAAUUCCACACAAUUGAGCGCCUUCACAAUUGCGUUUAACGACAGUCAUGUAUUCGAGAUACCACCUGGAAUUUUCACCACAUACGAUAUGCCACUAGCUGAUGCGCCAUUUAACAGCGAGCGAUUUGAUUACAUACCCUACCGCAGUGAUGAGUACGAUAGCGUGUCGUGGGCAUUGAUCAAGCAGAUUUUAGCGUCAACAACCAAACAAGCAACACAACAAAAUAAUGCGAUCAAAGCAGCGAAAGCAAACGGUGGCUACCUAGCGGAAGAUACAGAGAAUGUGAUAUUUUCACCUUUCUCCAUUAAACUUGUGCUCGCGCUACUCACCGAGGCGACGGGCAAUGGCACGCGUUCACAGCAACAAUUAUUAACAGCGUUGGGCGGCGCAACCUCACUGCAAAAUUUGCGUACUUUUUAUCGCAACACACUGGUCGCACUGCAGCACGAACAAACCGGGGAGUAUACACUACACUUGGACACACGCUUCUUCACAGAUACAGCUGUGCAGCCAUUGCCGGAGUAUACCGCAGUACUGCAGUCCGUUUAUCAAACGCCCGUUGAGCAAUUGGAAUUCGCGGAUAGCACGACGUCGGCCGACAAGAUGAAUUCAUGGAUCGCACGCGUGACCGAGGGUCGUUUGAAGGAAUUGGUGUCGGCGGAGAGUGUUGCAAAUAGCGUUAUGCUGUUAGUGAAUGCCAUCUAUUUCAACGGCAAGUGGUUGCGUAAAUUUAGUGAAACACCAGCUGGUGCAUUCUAUCGCACGCCAACGGAUCAGCUGAAGGUCAACUAUAUGGAAUUGACAGAUAACUUUUUCUAUUAUCAUUGCAAUGAGUUGAAGGCGAAAGUAAUAGCGUUACCUUAUCGCGGCGGCAAGUUCUCGAUGUUUGUGGCAUUACCUAAUGAGGGUCAACACGUUGACGUGCUGCUGCAACGGAUGCAAAGUGAGCAGUUCAAGCAUAUUGAAUGGCCAACGGAACGUAGCAAAGUACGCGUUGUAAUGCCAAAAUUCAAAUUCGCCCACAAGACCGAUUUGAAAGCGGUGCUGUGCCGCAUGGGUGUUGUGGACAUAUUCACCGAUGACGCCGAUUUGUCGGGCAUGACAGCGAGUGCGGCUAAACAGUUGUCGGUUUCCAAUAUAUUGCAGAAGAGCGGUAUUGAUGUCAAUGAGGUGGGCACGGUGGCGUACGCUGCAACUGAGGUGGAGAUUGUCAAUCGUUUUGGUGCCGAUGAAGAGGAAUUCAUUGUGAAUCGACCGUUUGUGUUCUUCAUUGAAGAAGCGAGUACGGGAACUAUAUUGUUUGCGGGAAAAGUGCUGAAUCCCAUGAGUUAAGUUAAACAAAUUAAUUUAGUGAUAGGCCUUUAAGUAUUAUUUAUGUAAAUAGUUUCUAGUAUUAAAUAUUU
Ceratitis capitata (Mediterranean fruit fly) is the source of this 1635-nucleotide messenger RNA. Its product is annotated as serine protease inhibitor 27A. Lineage: Eukaryota; Metazoa; Arthropoda; Insecta; Diptera; Tephritidae. Bases 128 to 1564 code for a protein of 478 amino acids. The record is from RefSeq and is a predicted model, not a curated record. Gene Ontology annotation, molecular function: serine-type endopeptidase inhibitor activity. The transcript has a single exon.